UAAAUAUUUCGUUUAAUAGUCUUAAUUGACUGGAAAGUACAAAUAAUAAAAUUUCUGUUUUAAUUUUUGCAUUGUUUUAGUAAUAUUAUAACUAUCCGGAAACUGUAUAUAUGUGACUAUGUAACCAGGAAAGGGUUAGUCAUGCCAGAACGACUUGGGACGUAAAUACACAAUGGAUGGAUUUAAUAAUGUGUGUAAGAUAUUUUUCAUAAUCUACAUUGGUCAGGUAAUAAACAUUUCAAACGAAAUAUUACUCGAAAACAGUGUGGUGUUAUCAUCGGUAUGUCAAAAAUACACCAGCUUAAGAAAUUAUGAUCAAAACGGAGAACAUGUAACUUGGAAUGCUGUAUCUGAUGUUUUAAUGUGGAUAAAGACUAAAAAUCGAUCUCUGCAAGGGAUUCAAUAUCAUGGUUGUCAUGCGUUUAAUAAAACAGCAGAACGAGAAGUAAAUAACACAUUCUUUGAUGUUGAAAUCGGAACUACAUCAUUUAGAAUACAAAUAUGUGUUAACAAUUGUAAUAAGGUUGACCAAACAGUCGGUUAUUUCGGACUAAAGGAUAGUACCUGUCAUUGUUUUCGAAAGAAGUUAAGAAUAUCAAAUGCCUUAAAUCAUUCUGGUAGGAGAAUCAAUGAAAACUGUUGUUAUGGUAGCAACACUUUAAUGCUUUACAGCAGAGCAAAUACUGAAGCUGUUAACACAACUUAUCGGAUGAAACAAUGUGCAGCAAUACAAUUGACAACAGAUGGCAAUCUUACUUUCUUGAACAUUAAUUGUAGUACAGAACUGCCAUAUGUGUGUAUCAGAUGUGACGAAAAUAGAAGUAUACACGUUAUGGACACACACGAUAAAUGGGUUGAAUCUUCAACGGAUUGCAUAAAAGGCAUAGAAAAUACAACAAACCAACUAAGUAAUAAAACGUACUGGGUGGUGAUUCCAAGAAAAGAACAGGAUUUGAAGAAAAACGGAGAUGCAGAAUCCACAUGCAUAGUGACCACGUUUUCUAAAAAUAUAACCAGUCCUCUGAUAAAAGACUGUCGAAACAUGAUGUGUAAUAAUACAGAAUGGAAGAACAAGUCACCAUCAUUGAGGAGCAAUUAUUUUUGUUCAACAAGAGAAUGUAUAAUGUAUUCAAGCAUUAGUGUAGCUGGAGUCAUCGGCAUAACUGUUUUAGUAGUGCUAGUGUGUAAUACAUAUAGAAAUAGAAAGAAAGUUCGAAUAAAAGAGCCAGCAAAUAGAACAGUAGAGGAAAUCCAACUGGAUGAUAUGCCCACGGCUUCAAGCUAUUUAUAUGAAGAACAUUUUGAUGUUGAUAUCAACCAAAUAAACCAAACGGAAUCAAACGAAGUCAAUAAUGCGGAAAAUGAAAUUAGUGGCAGCAAAUCUAGAUUAAAAGAAGAUGCCAUAAGACAAAAUAAAAAAUCAGAAGAACAAGCUGUAGCCGAAAAUGAAUACAACAGCUUAAACCAUACUUUAAGGAAGCCAGAUAAUGCGGCUUCAAAUGCUGUGUACGACAAAGUAAAGCCAGCAAUAAUAACACUCAUUAGGGGUGAACAAUUUGUUGGAACAGAAUAUGAUUCUGUUGAUGUACUAAAGAGAAACACUAGUACACACCUGGCAAAGCUUUAGACAUCACAAAGUAUUUGUUAUUGGUUUAAUUGGCAUACAUUUUUAAUGCCAGGUGUAAAGAAAUAGAAACUGUGAUGAAAAAAUGAUUUGACACGUUUGUUUUACUAUAUUAAAAAUGCUAUUUUAGUUUUACAUUUAACAUCAUUAUUUGUUUUUCAUGAUAUAUUUUUUUAGUAAAAUUACAAAACUAUCAAUAAAAACGUUUAUUAUUUUGUAUUUGAAGUAAAUGGUAAAUUUUUGGGUCAUAUGGAGAGCUGUCUUAUUUGAAAUCAUUUCACAUCUUUUUUUCUUCAUAAACUUCUAAAAUUAACAAAAUUA
Mytilus trossulus (common blue mussel) is the source of this 1945-nucleotide messenger RNA. RefSeq lists its product as uncharacterized. The coding region runs from base 173 to 1627 and encodes 484 amino acids. The record is from RefSeq and is a predicted model, not a curated record. NCBI's taxonomy places the organism in Eukaryota, Metazoa, Mollusca, Bivalvia, Mytilida, Mytilidae. The transcript is spliced from 9 exons.